UGUCACGUUGAUCAAUGAAGAAGCCGGUGUAAGUCGCGUGCAUCGUGCUUCUUUAUUGUAAAUCUAAUUAAUAUGUAUAUUUUUAAGAAUAUUUAAAAUAGUGCCGCACAUUCGUAUAUACGUAUAAAGUAACGUAAAACAAGUAUCCAAUAUAUAGUCGGGACAAUCCAGCUUAACACAGUUACUACUUAAUCACUGACAAAUUAGGAAGCACGUUCCACGUGUACGUGUUUGUGUAACUUUGAUAAUUAAUUUACCAGGAAGUAUACAUCAUCUUUUAUCAGACAUACGACAGUUGGGUUAAAAGAGUAACGAGUGGAUAGCGUUACACGUGUCUUGUUACAAACAUGUCUGCGAGAGCGGAAGGCGAUCUUCGCGAUGGGAUGUCUGCUGCUCAGGUAUUCGCCAACAACGAGGGCCUUACCUACAAUGAUUUCCUAUUGCUCCCCGGCUACAUCAAUUUCACUGCCGAGGAGGUAUGUCUCGCAUCACCACUUACUAAAAAAAUAAUGCUAAAAGCCCCUUUGGUGUCCACGCCCAUGGACACCGUCACAGAAGCCGACAUGGCCAUUGCGAUGGCUCUUUGCGGAGGCAUCGGCAUCAUCCAUCACAACUGUACUGCGGAAUACCAAGCUAAUGAAGUCCAUAAAGUAAAAAAAUAUAAACAUGGAUUUAUCAGGGACCCUGUAUGCAUGGGCCCAGAAAAUACUGUUGCUGAUGUUAUUGAAGCUAAAAAGAAAAAUGGUUUUACUGGGUAUCCCAUUACAGAGAAUGGAAAACUUGGUGGAAGACUUAUAGGCAUUGUUACAUCUCGAGAUAUUGACUUCAGGGAGGGUGAUCCACACCUUAGUUUGAAAGAAGUGAUGACUCCAAUAGAAGAAAUGAUAACUGCUCAGUCUGGAGUCACUCUACAAGAUGCUAAUUACAUACUUGAGAAGAGUAAAAAAGGAAAACUUCCAAUUAUUAAUGGUGCAGGAGAACUUGUUGCUCUGAUUGCUAGGACCGACUUAAAAAAAGCCAGAAGCUACCCUAAUGCUUCUAAGGACUCUAACAAACAGCUACUAGUGGGAGCUGCUAUUGGAACAAGAGAGGGAGACAGGGAAAGACUUCAGCUGCUUGUUGAAAAUGGUGUUGAUGUCAUUGUACUAGACUCUUCACAAGGCAACUCUACCUAUCAGAUUGAAAUGAUUAAGUUUAUCAAGAAAACCUACCCAAACAUUCAAGUGAUUGGUGGAAACGUGGUUACCAGGAUGCAAGCAAAAAAUCUUAUAGAAGCAGGUGUUGAUGCACUUAGAGUUGGUAUGGGCAGUGGCUCAAUCUGUAUAACACAAGAAGUGAUGGCAUGUGGAUGUCCUCAGGCCACAGCCGUCUAUCAAGUGUCCUCAUAUGCACGCCAGUUCAAUGUACCAGUUAUUGCAGAUGGUGGAAUCCAGUCUGUAGGACACAUAGUAAAGUCAUUAGCAUUGGGUGCUUCUUCUGUCAUGAUGGGAUCCCUUCUUGCUGGAACAUCUGAAGCUCCAGGAGAGUAUUUCUUCUCUGAUGGAGUUAGACUGAAGAAGUAUAGGGGAAUGGGCAGUUUGGAGGCCAUGGAGAACAAGGAAGGAAAGGGAUCUGCCAUGAGUAGAUAUUUCCAUAAGGAGUCUGAUAAACACAGGGUCGCUCAGGGAGUAAGUGGAAGCAUUGUGGACAAAGGCUCUGUACUAAGAUUCCUGCCAUAUCUCCAAGCUGGGCUGCAACACAGCUGCCAAGAUAUUGGUGCUCGCUCUGUGGGCAUUUUGAGGGAGAUGAGCCACUCUGGAGAACUAAGAUUUAUGAAGAGGACUUAUUCAGCACAGCUUGAAGGCAAUGUACAUGGUCUGUUUUCAUAUGAGAAAAGAUUAUUUUAAGAGAAAAUUAAAUACCUGUAUCAUUUCAUUGUAUGUGAUAUAAAAUGUAUAUUGCAAUGAUUUAAAAAAAUAUAUUUUAUGUGAUUAUAAGUAGUCUGUUAGAUUUUGAUGAAAUAUUAUUUUGUGUACUAUUUGUAUAUUGAGAAAAUAAAUUUUUGCUUCUACACAGUGACCUAAGCAGAAAAAUGUUUUUCCUGUAAGAAAAGUAUUCCAUUUUUUAAAAGU
Messenger RNA from Hyposmocoma kahamanoa, 2111 nucleotides. RefSeq names its product inosine-5'-monophosphate dehydrogenase (gene ras). Lineage: Eukaryota; Metazoa; Arthropoda; Insecta; Lepidoptera; Cosmopterigidae. The transcript has a single exon. Gene Ontology annotation, biological process: GTP biosynthetic process. The record is from RefSeq and is a predicted model, not a curated record. Gene Ontology annotation, cellular component: cytoplasm. Gene Ontology annotation, molecular function: IMP dehydrogenase activity. The coding region runs from base 348 to 1886 and encodes 512 amino acids.